AUGGCUAAAGUAUGGCUAGGAAUGCCAGGACCAUGGGCCAACGAUUAUCGCGAACCAUCUGAUCCUUUUACAACCAAAAUCGGAGGCCUCCCGGAUUGGCCAAUUCCAAUUGACGCCAUCAAUUCCGAUUUGCUUCAAUGUUCUACAUGUGCCAAUAAUCUCUCCCUUGUUGCACAACUUUUUGCUCCUCUAUCUCAUCAUCAGCAUCGCGUUCUUUUCAUCUUCGGUUGCGUUUCGCCCAAAUGCGCAGCAACCUCAUGGCGUGUUCUUAGACUUCAGAAAAUUGAAACUCCUGACAUUGAUACAUCUCAACAUAAACAACCAACCGAAGUUCAAAUUCUCAAUUUGGAGGAUGAAGACGAAAGUGAAGAUGAGAUGAGUUUUGAAGAUCUGGCCAAUGCACUCAUUCAAGCUGGAGCUUUGGCUUCUUCUAAUUCUAAAUCUAAGAGCAAGAAUCAAUGGAAAAAGCGCCAACAGCACAAUUUCUCUACAACAGCUUCACUUAAUCAUAAUCACAAUCACAAUCACAAUCAUAAUCAUAUUCCAGUGGUGCCUUGCUUUUAUAUAUACACACAGGAAGAGCCAUCAUCUACAUGGGAUCUUAGUUCUGUUUGCUCUAGCUAUUCAUCACUUUCUAUUAAGGAGAAUGGAAAUUCUGUUGAGGAUAGUUUGCAAGGUGAUGAAACCUGGGAAAAGGAAAAGUAUGAAUAUGAUAAAGCCUUGACUGCUGAUAGAACUUACCUCAAGUUCAAGAAGCGGUUGGAUGCGUAUCCUGAGCAGUGUUUCAGAUACUCGUAUGGUGGCAAACCAAUUUUAGCUGUAGCCGGUGAAAUAAACCCUGGAAGUUGCAGGCUCUGUGGAAGACCGAGGACAUUUGAGAUGCAACUAAUGUCCCCAUUACUAUACUUUUUACAGGAAGCACUUGAUGAUAACCAAAGGCAAAUGGUUGAAAACUGGGAUUGGAUGACCCUGCUCGUAUAUACUUGUUCGGAGAGUUGUUGUGAAGAGAUCAAACAAGUGAGGUCCAAUUGCGAUGGCUGGAUCAUAGCAGAGGAAGCUGUUGUAGCUCAAUGUGAGGAGUCUAUGCCCAUUCAGCCAGGCUAUUUCUCAUGA
This is a messenger RNA of Vicia faba (fava bean), 1113 nucleotides long. Lineage: Eukaryota; Viridiplantae; Streptophyta; Magnoliopsida; Fabales; Fabaceae. The record is from the annotation of a GenBank genome assembly.